CUCUGUACAACGAAUGACGUUGGCACAAGCAACGAACGCUUUGGCAUAAAAUGUCUUAUCCUUCCACCUGAUCAGGCAACACCUUGUUUGUUGUGGGGAGGAAAAGUAGUCAUCUCGGUCUGGAUAUCGGCUUUCUCCAUUUCACUGCUCUUUGCCUUGCCCGACAAGACCCCUCCAUCUUCAGUGUCACCAUGGCUUUAAAUCUUGAGAAGCAGCUACUCUUUUAUGGCGCCUACCACAAUAAUCCGGUGAAUGUUGCGAUUCACAUGACAUGUGUGCCUAUACUUCUCUUCACGGGCAUUGCCCUGGCAUCUAACACACCCACCCUCAUCCCCACGCCUGACGGCUUGCAGGUUGAGAAUCUGCCUCUCAACCUUGGGACGAUCGCAGCUAUAGUAUACUCGAUGUUUUACAUCCUCCUGGAGCCCGUAGCCGGUGCCCUAGCGACGCCGCUCAUCAUCGGCAGUGCGGCUGGUGCGAAUCACCUUCUCAGUGCCUACGGCACGAGCGCCAACUACUGGUUUGGUGGAAUUCACGUGGUUUCGUGGCUGGCGCAAUUUGUCGGCCAUGGUGUCUUCGAGAAACGGGCCCCUGCACUGUUGGACAAUCUGGUGCAGGCUCUACUGCUCGCUCCCCUUUUCAUCUGGAUGGAGAUUCUGUUCUUCUUCGGAUAUCGCCCCGAGCUGAAGAAGAGGUACCAUGAGAGUGUGAACAAGGAGGUCGCGGCAUUCAAGGCUCAGAAGAACAAGGCAAGCAAGUGA
Molecule: messenger RNA, 761 nt
Organism: Aspergillus uvarum CBS 121591
Lineage: Eukaryota; Fungi; Ascomycota; Eurotiomycetes; Eurotiales; Aspergillaceae
Product: 2-hydroxy-palmitic acid dioxygenase MPO1
Exons: 4
Coding region: 192-761 (189 amino acids)
Biological process (GO): sphingoid catabolic process
Cellular component (GO): endoplasmic reticulum
Source: RefSeq, a predicted model, not a curated record